AUGACUUCAGGUGAUUCAACAAAAUCAUUUGCAUCAGUUGCUGCUACUAAUGCUAGCAAUGCUAAAGGAACAUCAGGCAAUAAUCAAAUGGGUGAUGUUGGUUUUAAAACACGACAACGACCUGAUGCUAUUCGAAAUUCGAAUAUUGUAGCUGCCAAAGCUGUCGCUGAUGCUGUUCGAACAAGUUUAGGACCACGUGGUAUGGAUAAAAUGAUUCAAACAGGUAAUGGUGAAGUAACAAUUACAAAUGAUGGUGCUACUAUUCUUAAACAAAUGUCUGUUAUUCAUCCUGCUGCAAAAAUGUUGGUUGAAUUAUCUAGAGCUCAGGAUAUUGAAGCAGGUGAUGGUACAACCACAGUUGUUGUUAUUGCUGGUAGUCUACUUGAUGCAGCUAGUCGUCUUGUAGCUAAAGGUAUUCAUCCAACUACAAUUGCUGAAGCAUUUGAAAAAGCAGCUGAUAAAGCAACGGAAAUUCUUAAAAGUAUUAGUAUACCUAUAGAACUUAGUGACAAGGAAUCAUUACAUCGAAGUGCUUCAACUGCAUUAAAUUCAAAAGUUGUUUCUCAACAUACUCAUCUUCUUGCUCCAAUUGCUGUUCAAGCUGUACUUAAAGUUAUUGAUCCAGCUGUUGAUACGAAUGUUGAUCUACGGGAUAUUCGUGUUGUUAAAAAACUUGGUGGUACAAUUGACGAUACAGAACUUGUUGAUGGUCUUGUUCUUGAUCAAAAAACAAUUGGUUUUGGAGCACCAACACGUAUAGAAAAAGCUAAAAUAGCUUUAAUUCAAUUUUGUAUUUCACCACCAAAAACUGAUAUGGAAAAUACAGUUAUUAUUAGUGAUCAUGCACAAAUGGAUCGUGUUAUUAAAGAAGAACGUCAAUAUAUAUUAAAUAUAAUAAAACAAAUUAAAAAAACCAAUUGCAAUGUAUUACUUAUACAAAAAUCAAUUUUACGUGAUGCUAUUAGUGAUUUAGCUAUACAUUAUUUAGCAAAAAUGAAAAUAUUAAUUGUUAAAGAUGUUGAACGAGAAGAUGUACCAUUUAUUGCUAAAACACUUGGUUGUAAACCCAUUGCAAGUUUAGAUCAUUUUCAACAAGAUAUGUUGGGUACAGCUGAACUUGUUGAAGAAAUUACUGCUGGUUCUGAUAAAAUUGUUAAGAUCACAGGUGUUGCUCAUCCAGGCCAUACAGUAUCAAUUUUAUUACGUGGUUCAAAUAAAUUAGUUCUUGAAGAAGCUGAUCGAUCAAUUCAUGAUGCUCUUUGUGUUAUUCGAUGUCUUGUUAAAGAAAGAGCAUUGAUUGCUGGUGGAGCUGCACCUGAAAUUGAAUUAGCUGUUCGUUUGGCUGAAUAUGCUCAAAGUUUAUCAGGUGUUGAUCAAUAUUGUAUACGAGCAUUUGCUGAAGCACUUGAAGUUAUUCCGUAUACAUUAGCUGAAAAUGCCGGAUUAAAUCCUAUAGCAACUGUAACUGAAUUAAGAAAUCGUCAUGCUCAAAAUGAUACAAAUGCUGGUAUUAAUGUUCGAAAAGGUCUUAUCUCAAAUAUUCUUGAAGAAAAUGUUGUUCAACCAUUACUUGUUUCUGUUAGUGCUAUUCGUUUAGCUACUGAAACUGUUCGAUCAAUUUUAAAAAUUGAUGAUAUAAUCGAAACAAUGUAA
Messenger RNA from Rotaria sordida, 1653 nucleotides. The record is from the annotation of a GenBank genome assembly. NCBI's taxonomy places the organism in Eukaryota, Metazoa, Rotifera, Eurotatoria, Philodinida, Philodinidae.